CGAUCAAGAAAUUUUUGGGGUGUAAAGAGACAGUGCGAUGGGUGUUUGUUGUUGUUGUUACAUAUUGCCAUAUUUUAGUUACCCUAAUGAAUUAGGCCUUGCAUGCUAAUGAUGCAAGGUCUAACAGAGGUCACCGGCCCCGAUAGCACAGUUGGUAGAGCGUCCGCUUCGGGAGCGAUGGGGUCAAUCCUGGGUCGAGUCACACCUAUGACCUUAAAAGAGGAAGUUGUGACUUCCUCGCUUGGCGUUCAGCAUGAAUGGGAUAGUGCAACGACUGGUUGACCCGUAUCAGCAUGAUGGCUCGGGCGGGACGGCUUACUUGACUUCGGUCAAGUCCGAAUCAUGUACGAGGAGGAUUUGGGAGUUGUUGAUUUCCAUCCAUCAAUGUCAGUGGGGGUGAUUUAUCUGUCAGAAGCUGACAUCAUUACAGGGACUGCCUACAAAAGGAAGCUUGUUAAAUUCCGAAAGGCCAACAGAUGUAAAGGUGUGAUCCUGGCAGAGAGGACUGCCAUGAGCAGCCAGUAUUACUCAGCCCUGCAGAGGUUUGUUGUGCUGGAACUGGGCUUUGUUCUCAUUCCAGUGGCCAAUCAGACUGAGGCAGGCACAUUCCUUGUGCAGAUGGUGAAUGUGGAAACUAAGCCAGAGGGAAACCCGUUCAAGAAGAAGAAAACAGGGCAUCACACUGACUUAGCCUUACUGGAGAGUCUACAGUGCAUCCCUAAACUAGGGGUGGUUAAGGUCAAGGCCCUGCUUGUCAACUUUCACAGUAUUGAAGAGAUUUGUAACGCAUCCACAGAUGAAUUGGCCAAAGUCAUAGGAAGGGCAGGUGCUGCUCACUUGAAAGAUUUCCUCACUCACAGAUGACAGUUUAUUUUAGUCAUCAUUGAAGAUGUGAUACCUCUAUAUUGAUGAAAAGUCCAUUUUUCUUUUGGUAACUUGUGUAUGAUAACUUUCAUUGAGACUGUGAUCAAUUUGUGAUAACUUGCAAUGGAGAAUCUAGAUAAAAUUCCAUCUGUCUUUACUUGUUUAGAAGUGAAAUGUGAUAUGUGAAAAUCUAAAAUGUCCUUUUUCUUUUUUUAAUACUUAGAUGUAUUAUUAUUUUUGUAAGGCUAAGUUCCUGCAACACUCCUGCACGCAUGUGCAUUGUUCAAAUGAAACUUUCCCAUCUCCCACUCCCUAGGGUUGGGACAGUUGCAGAGAGAGCACUAUAGGUUGUGUUGUUGCCUUUUGUAUGUAUGAAUGUAUGUAGAUUCAUUUGUCAAAUUGCAUGAUUAUAUAAAUUGAUGUAUUUUUUGAUUGGACAUACAUGGGUCCUAUAUAUUGUUUUCUCUGUGAAGUCGUUGGGAAAGAAUAGUUUCAUUGUAAAUUGACCAAGCUACCUUCAAUAAAUAAAGAUAUUAUUAUUAUUAUUAUUAUUAUUGUUACUGACCUACAGGCUGUAUAAGGCAUAUUCAGGGCUUGCCAGAAUUCACAUACCUGUGGUCUGAAAACUAUAUCUUGUAAGUCAGUCUGAGAAGUUUUUAGCUUAAGUUAAAUUCAAUGAGAAAAGUCCUAUACAUGUACAGCAGGCUUUUUGUUAUAAUGUUUAUUUGCUGUAAAGAUUUUGUGCAAUAUAUCCUUAUACCUUCACAAUUUCAACCCUUAUGGUACAAACAAGCAUUAAAUUCAUGUUCAAAACUUUGACCUUUGUCAAAAUUGGCCAUUGCUUGCCAGGGUGCCAUGAUUUCCUCAAGGCUGUGUUUUGGCAAGGUGCCCUGAUUUCCCCAAGGCUGUGUUUUGCCAAGGUGCAAAGAUUUCACCACGGGCCACUCAUGAAAAGGGAUCAUGAGUCUAAGUUGAUUGUAAAUGACUAAGAUCUCGUAACCAUAACUUCCAAUCAACAUACUCUUGCAUGACACUUCAUGCACAAUAGUCGUAUUAUCCUGUCAACCCAGAUUUAAAUUAACUACAAAUACCUUUAGAAGAAUGUUUGGGAGACUUUGAUGUGCAAUUAAACUGUCUCUGAAAGAUGUUUUCCACAUGUCAGUCUUAGCAGCUGAAUCAUUAUAAUGUGGAACUAUUUUGAAAUAGGCAAGAAAUAACAAUGUACAUUUUCCAUUUAUACAGAACACCAUUAUGUUUGAGUCAAAUUUGGAUUAUGGUCGCAAUGGUAACACAGAAAAAUUGCAAUCACCUUAAAAUUCCUUUGUGCAAAUGGUAUAACUUAUUUGGACAUUUCAUGUCAAUUGUACGGUUUACAAUUGAUUCAAGCUCCAAUGACUUUGUGCAAGCUGGCCCUGGAGUGGGGCAAUGGUUUCCCCUUGGCUGUGGCCAGCCAUGGGUUUGCCUGGAGUGGGGCAAUGGUUUCCCCUGGCUUGCGCACUGCCAUGAUGCCACAGUGCUGCCUGGAGUGGGGCAAUGGUUUCCCUUGGGCAGUGCCCUGAGUGGGGAAAUGGUUUCCCUUGGGAUGUGCCCUGCCAGAAUUGAGAGAGUAUGCAACACUGAAAGUUUAAUAAAUUUCAAAGAAUUACAUAUGGUUUACUUACACGUAGUCAUAGUCAUUAUUAUUUUAAUAACAACCAAUGUAUCUGUUAGACACAUUUUGA
Liolophura sinensis is the source of this 2585-nucleotide messenger RNA. RefSeq names its product Fanconi anemia core complex-associated protein 24-like. The record is from RefSeq and is a predicted model, not a curated record. NCBI's taxonomy places the organism in Eukaryota, Metazoa, Mollusca, Polyplacophora, Chitonida, Chitonidae. The transcript is spliced from 6 exons. Gene Ontology annotation, molecular function: chromatin binding. Gene Ontology annotation, cellular component: Fanconi anaemia nuclear complex. The coding region runs from base 343 to 864 and encodes 173 amino acids. Gene Ontology annotation, biological process: interstrand cross-link repair.